Arabidopsis arenosa is the source of this 1825-nucleotide messenger RNA. The record is from the annotation of a GenBank genome assembly. NCBI's taxonomy places the organism in Eukaryota, Viridiplantae, Streptophyta, Magnoliopsida, Brassicales, Brassicaceae.
UUGUUCUCAAAAUCGGAAUCGAUGGCGGAGAAGGAAGAAAAUGAACCGUCGAAGUUAAAAUCAUCAACCGGAGUUACACGGCCAACGAUUUCGCUUCCUCCUCGACCGUUUGGUGAAAUGUUUUUUAGCGGUGGUGUAGGAUUUAGUCCUGGUCCUAUGACUCUUGUCUCAAAUUUGUUCUCUGAUCCUGAUGAAUUCAAGUCUUUCUCUCAACUUCUUGCCGGAGCUAUGGCUUCUCCGGCUGCAGCUGCUGUUGCCGCCGCUGCUGUUGUUGCUACUGCUGCUCAUCAUCAGACACCUGUGAGCUCUGUCGGUGAUGGCGGUGGAAGCGGUGGUGAUGUUGACCCGAGGUUUAAGCAGAGUAGACCAACGGGAUUGACGAUUACUCAGCCACCGGGGAUGUUUACUGUACCGCCGGGAUUAAGUCCGGCGACGCUUUUGGAUUCUCCGAGCUUCUUUGGUCUUUUUUCACCUCUUCAGGGAGCAUUUGGUAUGACACAUCAACAAGCUUUAGCACAAGUCACUGCACAAGCAGUUCAAGGCAAUAAUGUUCAUAUGCAGCAAUCACAAUCUAAAUAUCCUUCCUCUACACAAGAACAACAACAACAAAUUUCAUUGACUGAGAUUCCGCCAUUUUCUUCUGGAUCUCGGUCUCAGAUUCGAGCCUCGGUUCAAGAAACAUCGCAGGGUCAGAGAGAAACUUCGGAGAUAUCUGUCUUUGAGCAUCGAUCACAGCCUCAAAAUGCUGACAAACCAGCUGAUGAUGGAUAUAACUGGCGGAAAUAUGGGCAGAAGCAAGUGAAAGGAAGCGAUUUUCCUCGGAGUUAUUACAAAUGUACGCAUCCAGCGUGUCCUGUCAAGAAGAAAGUGGAGAGGUCACUCGAUGGACAAGUAACGGAAAUCAUCUAUAAGGGUCAGCACAAUCAUGAACUUCCUCAAAAGCGCGGUAACAAUAACGGGAGUUCUAAAAGUUCUGAUAUUGCAACUCAGUUUCAAACAAGUAAUAGCAGUCUCAACAAGAGUAAGAGGGAUCAGGAAACAAGCCAAGUUACGACAACAGAGCAGAUGUCUGAAGCAAGUGAUAGCGAGGAGGUCGGUAAUGCAGAGACUACUGUGGGAGAAAAACACGAAGAUGAGCCUGAUCCCAAGAGAAGAGAUACAGAAGUUCGGGUUUCAGAACCAGUUGCUUCAUCGCAUAGAACUGUGACAGAGCCUAGAAUUAUUGUCCAAACGAAGAGUGAAGUUGACCUCUUAGAUGAUGGAUAUAGGUGGCGCAAGUAUGGUCAGAAAGUAGUCAAAGGAAAUCCUUAUCCAAGGAGCUACUAUAAGUGUACGACACCGGAUUGCGGAGUAAGGAAACAUGUAGAGAGAGCAGCAAAUGACCCGAAAGCUGUUGUAACAACAUAUGAAGGGAAACAUAACCACGACGUUCCAGCUGCUAGAACCAGCAGCCAUCAAUUAAGACCAAACAAUCAACCCAACACCUCAACGGUUAACUUUAAUCAACAACAGCCCGUUGCGCGUUUAAGGCUUAAAGAAGAGCAAAUCAUUUGACAGAGAAGAAGAAUACGCGGCUCUUGAGCUUUUAUGAGUUUGUUGAAUCUUCUUUUUGGUAAUGACCUGUUGUGUUACCUCAAAUUACCUCAGGUCUCUAUGGACAGCACUCUGAUGAUAUUACAGUUUCAAAAGGUAUGUUCUUUUAUUUCAUGUUGGAAUCUUUUGUGUUAUCUUAAGAAGCUUUAGGAGGUAAUGUAAAAACCAGAUUCAAAGUUCUGGUCUUAUGUGAAUUCUUCUGUACAUGGGAAAACAAAAAAAUUACAGGUUA